CAGAGUGGCAGACACACUGCAGUAAAGACAAGUCUCUGUUUUUCUCUCAAAGAAAAGUCAAAGUGACUUCAUCAGGUCUUUCUCAACAACACAGCAGAGUCUCUUCCAAACACUGACAUGGCUGCUGCAAACUAUCUGUUAUCUGAAGAUCAGUUUCUGUGCUCCAUCUGUCUGGAUGUGUUCACUGAUCCAGUCACCACAUCAUGUGGACACAACUUCUGUAAAAACUGCAUUAAUGAACACUGGAAUACUAGUGGCCAGCACAUGUGUCCAUUGUGUACAAAGGUUUUUAUCUCAAGACCUGAACUGCACGUCAACACUUUACUCUCUGAGAUGGUUGCUCAGUUCAGACAGUCAGCUCAACAGAAAACCAGCAGCUCAGAGCAACAAGAGUCCAAACCAGGAGAAGUUCCCUGUGACUUCUGCACUGGAACCAACUUGAAGGCCCUGAAGUCCUGCCUGGUGUGUCUGGCCUCCUACUGUGAGACUCACCUGGAGCCUCAUCUGACAAUGCCAGGCCUGAAAAGACAUCAGCUGAUCGACCCUGUGGAGAACCUGGAAGACAGGAUGUGUACGAAGCACAAUAAACCUCUGGAGCUGUUCUGUAAGACUGACCAGACAUGUAUCUGCACGCUUUGUCCCGUUUUAGAUCAUAAGAUGCACGAGUUUGUUCCUCUGAAAGAAGAAUAUAAAGGAAAGAAGUUCGAGCUGGAGAAAAUAGAGGCUGAAAUUCAGCAGAUGAUCCAGAAGAGACGACUGAAGAUUCAGGAGAUCAAACACUCAGUCGAUCUCAGUGAGGAAGAUGCAGACAGAGAGAUAGCAGAAGGUGUUCAGGUCUUCACUGAUCUGAAGAAGUCUGUUGAGAGAAGACUGAAUGAGCUCAUCAAAACAAUUGAAGAGAAGCAGAGAACAACAGAAAAACAGGCUGCAGACUCCAUCAAAGAGCUGGAACAGGAAAUCUCUGAGCUGAGGAAGAGAAGCACUGAGGUGGUUCAGCUCUCACUCUCUGAAGACCACCUCCAUCUUCAUCAGAGUGUUCAGUCCUCAAACAUCCACCAUCCGCCACCCACCAAGGACUGGACAAAGGUCAGCAUCACUCCGGCAUCAUAUGAGGGGACUGUGGUGAGAGCUGUGUCUCAGCUGGAGGAGACGCUCAGUAAAAAGAUAAAGAAGCUGGUUAAAGCUGAGCUGAAGAGGGUCCAGAAGUUUGCAGUGGAUGUGACUCUUGAUCCUGAUACAGCUCAUCCUGAACUCAUCCUGUCUGCUGAUGGGAAACAAGUCAAACGUGGUGAUGUGAAGAAUAAUCUCUCAAACAAUCCAGAGAGAUUUUCUCUCGAACCCUGUGUUUUAGGAAAGCAGAGUUUGUCUUCUGGCAGAUUUUACUUUGAGGUUCAAGUUAAAGGAAAGACUGAGUGGGAUUUAGGAGUGGUCAGAGAGUCGAUCAACAGAAAGGAAGUUAUCGCACUGAACCCUCAGAAUGGUUACUGGACUGUAUGGUUGACAAAUGGAAAUGAGUACAGAGCUCUUGAUGCACCGUCAGUCCGUCUCUCUCUGAAGUCUCACCUUCAGAAGGUGGGGGUGUUUGUGGAUUAUGAGGAGGGUCUGGUCUCCUUCUAUGACGUUGAUGCUACAGCUCUUAUCUACUCCUUCACUGGCUGCUUCUUCAAAGAGAAACUCUUCCCAUACUUCAGUCCUAGUCAUAAAUAUGGUGUCAAAAACGCAGCACCUCUGAUCAUCUCUCCUGUCAGAGUAAACUGAGCAAUGAGCUGACUUGAGCAUCGAACACUGAACAGGAAAGCCUGGUUUACACAUAAGUUGUAUUUCAUGACAAAUAAAUAGUUUCCUCUGAAUCUUUCACAAUUAAAAGAUUUUUACAAACAUACAAGAGUUUACAAAAUAUGUUUUUUUCAUAAAUCAAUAAUAAUGUUAAUGUUAACGCAUUAUUAAUAAUGUUAAGGUUUGGACUGCUGGGGGAACAAAGCAAACAUUGUGAAAGUGUCACUUUGUGUUUCUGGGUAAUUGUGACGGCAGAUUGUUGAAAUAUUGUUAGCAGUGUUUUACACUUGAGGGGGGAUGAAUCCGGAGGGCGACACCAACUAAAAACCUGGCGUAAAUGAAUGAGUGUUUGAGUGAUAAAGUGUUCAUAAAGUUUGCAGAUUUUUGAGAGACAGAUAUGACUACGCUUCCCAUGAUGCAACUGGAUGGUGAUUAUUUGAUAGAACCUCCUUAUUUCAUAAACACUUUUGCCCCGUGUUCUAACACAGACAAUCAUCAGGGUUCACCUUUAAAUCUUGGUUUGCUUUUGGUAAAAAGUUGAACCUAGAAUGUAUGUUAGGUGCGUUAGAUAUUAAAAAGAUUUUACCUUUCAAACAACACCUCUUCAAAUUCCUUUAACGUGCAGACAGUAAAAAAAACGGUCAGAUCAAUUCUUGAUCAUUUAAAGUCAUCUGCCAUCCAACAUUUGUUAGAAAUUCCCAGAAUUGAUUCUACUCACAGAGACAAUGUGGCGCUCUGCAAUUUAAGAUUAAAUCAAGACGGGGAUGAAAGCUCUGAAAUACUGCGUAUUGAUUGACUUGAGAGAGGAAAAUGAAUAAAAGCCUCAGACAAGGAGCUAAAAUGAUUUCUAAUUCAGUUGGAAGAGGUGCUAAAGAUUUCCCAUUGCAGCCUCUCAGCUCACGCUUACGGUUUUACACGAAACCUUUGAUGGCGGAACAUUUACAGUAAAGCUUUCUAAUGUUAGAAGAGUUGCACAGAAUAAUAAUAUUCAACCAACAGUAAAAAAAAUAAUAAAAAAUGGUUUAAAUAAAACCACUUUGAAUUAUGUUUGUGUUUGAAUGUGUGGCAAUUAUAGAGGGAUGUGAGAUGAAUACAUCCGUGUUAAGAUUUUCAUGAGCUGCCUGUUGUUGGUGUCAUUGUGUGAUUAUAUGUGGGAGUAGAAUGUGUGCUACCGAGCAUGUACACACACAUGCAUAGAUUUCACCGAGAGCUAAUCCAAUUCCCUUUGCAAAAUCUGCAUAAAGAUUAUGUACGUUUCUUUUUGAGGUCACACAUAUUUAUCUACAGAAACAGGGAGUGUGUGACACAACACUGCUUUAAUGAAAGCCUCAGUUUGUCUCACACAGAUAAGACUUAAGUAUUCAGGUCACAUUGUUGAAAUGUUGCAGUGUUGGG
Molecule: messenger RNA, 3171 nt
Organism: Anarrhichthys ocellatus (wolf-eel)
Lineage: Eukaryota; Metazoa; Chordata; Actinopteri; Perciformes; Anarhichadidae
Product: E3 ubiquitin-protein ligase TRIM21-like
Exons: 2
Coding region: 118-1758 (546 amino acids)
Molecular function (GO): protein binding; zinc ion binding
Source: RefSeq, a predicted model, not a curated record